UCCAGAGACAGCAGUGGGAACUACUUACGUUUGAUGAACUGUGAAUUUAAUGCCCCUAUUCCUGAGCUCACCGGAGCCCUAGGAUAAGGGAGAAGACAUGGCCAGACCGGAGAAGGGCUCCCUGCAGACUGGGCCAUCCGCCGUACCCCAAAAGCCUUGAAUUCUUAUCUCUAAAGUUCACCAAGUUGAGUCCAGAGCCCACUUGGGCUCCAGCCAGCAAAAAUGGCACUGAUGAAAGUCAAAUUCGACCAGAAGAAGAGGGUCAAAUUAGCCCAGGGGCUCUGGCUUAUGAACUGGAUCUCAGUACUAACUGGAAUAAUACUCUUCAGCCUGGGAAUAUUUCUCAAGAUUGAGCUCAAGAAGAGAAGUGAGGUAAUGAACAACUCAGAGAGUCAUUUUGUGCCCAACUCUCUGAUUGGGGUAGGGGUGCUAGCUUGCAUCUUCAAUGCUCUUGGGGGCAAGAUCUGUUAUGAUGCUCUAGACCCUGCAAAGUACUCCAAAUGGAAGCCUUGGUUGAAGCCCUUCUUGAUCAUCUGCGUUCUGUUCAACAUCUUCCUUUUCCUGGUUUCUCUUUUUUGCUUCCUGAUGAGGGGCUCACUGGAGAGUACCCUGACCCAUGGGCUCAAGAAUGGCAUGAAGUAUUAUAGGGACACGGACACCCCAGGUCGGUGCUUCAUGAAGAAGACUAUUGACAUGUUGCAGAUUGAGUUCAGGUGCUGUGGAAACAAUGGCUUCCGGGACUGGUUUGAAGUCCAGUGGAUCAGCAACAGAUACCUGGACUUUGCCUCCAAAGAAGUUAAAGAUCGCAUCAAGAGCAAUGUAGAUGGACGCUACUUGGUGGAUGGUGUCCCGUUCAGCUGCUGCAACCCGAAUUCUCCAAGGCCCUGCAUACAGACCCAGCUCACCAACAACUCUGCCCACUACAGCUAUGACUACCAGACUGAGGAACUCAACUUGUGGAUCCGGGGCUGCCGGGAGGCGCUGCUCCAUUACUACAGCAGUAUGAUGAACACUAUGGGUGCCAUCGUCCUUCUUGUCUGGCUCUUUGAGGUGACUAUUACAGUUGGACUGCGCUACCUACACACAGCCCUGGAAAAUGUGGCCAAUCCUGAGGACCCUGAGUGUGAGAGUGAAGGCUGGCUGCUAGAGAAGAGUGUGUCAGAGACCUGGAAAUCCAUCCUGGAGAGUUUGAAAAAACUUGGCAAAGGCAGCCAGGUGGAAGCAGCGGCUGAUGAAGGCGGCCAGGCCCCACCAGCCAGCUGAGGUGUCUCUAGGGAGCCCCUGCCAGGGACACCCCCACUGAACAAUGACACACGGGGAAGUGGUGGGACUCAGAGGGACAGUGGAAACUCUGCUCCCAUAAUCUAAUGUACAUUCAUGACUCCCAGUGGAGAAUAACCAUCUUGAAGAAAUAACCCUUUCUCAGCAGGUGGGU
Vombatus ursinus (common wombat) is the source of this 1435-nucleotide messenger RNA. It is a transcript of the gene PRPH2, whose product is annotated as peripherin 2. Gene Ontology annotation, cellular component: membrane. Gene Ontology annotation, biological process: visual perception. The transcript has 3 exons. The record is from RefSeq and is a predicted model, not a curated record. Lineage: Eukaryota; Metazoa; Chordata; Mammalia; Diprotodontia; Vombatidae. The coding region runs from base 223 to 1263 and encodes 346 amino acids.